Messenger RNA from Gorilla gorilla gorilla (western lowland gorilla), 2456 nucleotides. It is a transcript of the gene ZNF114, whose product is annotated as zinc finger protein 114. Gene Ontology annotation, cellular component: nucleus. Gene Ontology annotation, molecular function: RNA polymerase II transcription regulatory region sequence-specific DNA binding; DNA-binding transcription factor activity, RNA polymerase II-specific. Gene Ontology annotation, biological process: regulation of transcription by RNA polymerase II. NCBI's taxonomy places the organism in Eukaryota, Metazoa, Chordata, Mammalia, Primates, Hominidae. The transcript is spliced from 6 exons. The record is from RefSeq and is a predicted model, not a curated record. The coding region runs from base 190 to 1581 and encodes 463 amino acids.
AAGGCUGGGGUUUCCUGCUUGGAUCAGGAGUGCCUGGGGACUCCGAAACGCUCCUGGGCUGCGCGCGCUUUUGGGCUGCGCCACCGACAGAGACAUCUGGAAGCCGGAGCUAGUGGAAGACUCUGCCUCACCUGCCUCCUUGAAGGAAACACGGGGAAGCCAGGACUGGCCGCCGCGUUGGUGACAAAUAUGUCCCAGGGUCUUGCUCUGUUGCCCAGGCUGGACUGCCGUGGCAGGAUCAUAGCUUAUUGCAACCUCCACCUCCCAGGCUCAGGCAAUCCUCCCUCCUCAGCCUCCCAGGUAGCUGAGACUACAGGCACCCGCCCACACUCACGGGACUCGGUGACCUUCGCAGACGUGGCUGUGAACUUCACCAAAGAGGAGUGGACCCUGCUGGACCCAGCUCAGAGGAAUCUCUACAGAGACGUGAUGCUGGAAAACUCUAGGAACCUGGCAUUCAUAGAUUGGGCGACUCCAUGUAAAACCAAAGACGCAACCCCUCAGCCGGAUAUUCUUCCUAAAAGAACAUUUCCUGAAGCAAACAGAGUGUGUCUCACGAGCAUCAGUUCCCAGCACUCCACAUUAAGAGAAGACUGGAGAUGCCCCAAAACAGAGGAACCACACAGGCAGGGGGUGAAUAAUGUGAAGCCACCUGCGGUUGCCCCUGAGAAAGAUGAAUCUCCUGUUAGCAUUUGUGAAGAUCAUGAAAUGAGGAACCACUCUAAACCUACCUGCAGGCUUGUGCCUUCACAGGGAGAUUCCAUAAGACAAUGUAUCCUAACACGUGACUCAAGUAUUUUCAAGUAUAAUCCUGUCUUAAACGAUAGUCAAAAAACACAUGAAAACAACGAACACGAUGGAGUCUUGGGGCGGAACAUUCAGUGGGUUCCGUGUGGGAGAAAAACAGAGCUGAAAUCAAGCACAUGGACUGGCAGUCAGAACACUGUGCAUCAUAUACGUGAUGAAAUUGAUAUGGGGGCCAACAGGCACCAGCGGAAUCCAUUUGGAAAAGCUUUCCGUGAAGACGGAUCCCUUAGGGCACACAACACUCGUGGUCAAGAGAAAAUGUAUGAUUUUACUCAGUGCGAGAACACCUCCAGAAAUAACUCAAUUCACGCCGUGCAGGUGCAGUUGUAUACCGCAGAGACAAACAAGAAGGAUUGUCAAACUGGGGCAACCUCUGCCAACGCUCCAAAUUCCGGUUCACACAAGAGUCAUUGCACUGGAGAGAAAACCCAUAAAUGCCCCGAAUGUGGGAGAGCCUUUUUUUAUCAGUCAUUCCUUAUGAGACAUAUGAAAAUUCACACUGGAGAGAAACCGUAUGAAUGUGGGAAAUGUGGGAAAGCCUUUAGAUAUUCCUUACACCUUAAUAAACAUUUAAGAAAGCAUGUCGUGCAGAAGAAGCCCUAUGAAUGUGAAGAAUGUGGGAAAGUCAUUCGGGAGUCCUCAAAAUAUACACAUAUAAGGAGCCACACUGGAGAGAAACCCUAUAAAUGUAAGACAUGUGGAAAAGACUUUGCAAAGUCGUCAGGACUUAAAAAACAUCUUAAGACUCACAAAGAUGAGAAGCCCUGUGAAUGAAAGGAAGGUGGAAAAUUUUUCAUUAAUUUUCUGACUGUACCAAACAUGUGGGGAGGACAUAUUGGAAGGGAGCUCAAGGGGUUAGCAUGAGUGAGAACAUCUUCCCUGAACUCUCCUAUCUUACAGAAAUGUGAAAAAAAACCCUGUGAAGGUAAAGUCUACAGAAAGCCUUUCAUCUUCAUUCAUCUUGAGUAGACAUUUGUUCUCACCCUGGAGAGAAACUGCGAAUCUAAAAAGAAUAUGACAAAGCCUUCAGCGUGGUCUCAAAUUCAUGGUUCAUACAAGAACUCACACUGCAGAGACUCCUUACGGAAAUAAAAAAUGUAGGAAAGACCUGCCGGCCGCGGUGGCUCAUGCCUGUAAUCCCAGCACUUUGGGAGGCCGAGGCGGGCGGAUCACGAGGUCAGGAGAUCAAGACCAUCCUGGCUAACACGGUGAUACCCCAUCUCUACUAAAAAUACAAAAAAAAUUAGCCGGGCGUGGUGGCAGGUGCCUGUAGUCCCAGCUACUUGGGAGGCUGAGGCAGGAGAAUGGUGUAAACCUGGGAGGCGGAGCUUGCAGUGAGCCGAGAUUGAGCCACUGCACUCCAGCCUGGGGGAAAGAGCGAGACUCCGUCUCAAAAAAAAAAAAAAGUAGGAAAGACCUCUUUAAACACUUACCACUCAUGUUGCAUGUGAAUCCACAUCCUGGAGGGAGGCUACAACUGGAAUAAAAAUAAGAAAGCUUUCAAGGCUUGGUGCAGUGACUCACACCUGUAAUCCUAGCACUUUGGGAGGCCAAGGUGGGGGAUUGCUUGAGUCCAGGAGUUUGUGACCAGCCUGGGCAACGUGGAGAAACCCCAUCUCUACAAAAAAAAAAAAAAAAAAAAGCAAAAA